Daphnia carinata is the source of this 7248-nucleotide messenger RNA. RefSeq names its product titin-like. Gene Ontology annotation, biological process: synaptic transmission, cholinergic; protein localization to cell surface. The coding region runs from base 1 to 6780 and encodes 2259 amino acids. NCBI's taxonomy places the organism in Eukaryota, Metazoa, Arthropoda, Branchiopoda, Diplostraca, Daphniidae. The record is from RefSeq and is a predicted model, not a curated record. The transcript is spliced from 10 exons. Gene Ontology annotation, cellular component: neuronal cell body; neuron projection; intracellular membrane-bounded organelle.
AUGGCGUCGGAGUUCUCUAAAGGCAAAACACUAGUGGUUUUGGCCAUUGUGAUCGGCUGUUUCGCUGUCCUUUGGCCGAAGAUCUUUUACCCCAUGUUCCAGGCUUCGGUGGCACCGACGACGAUACCACAGCAGCCGAUCAAAGAGCCAGCAGGUGCUCUAUGCUGCGGCGUGGUGUUUGAGAGCGACGCCAAUUCGGCGGCUUUCCUGACCGAGCUGUGCAGCCAGGUGUUGCACAGGCGUGACCAGAUACCGCCGGACAGGACGCUCGCCCUCUGCCACCACGAACUGAUGGACAAGUGUGGCAUCGACCUGGAAGAUGUGGUCAAAUCGGACGUGGACGGCGCCGUGGUCGAUCGUCGACUCAGCAGCAAGUUCCACGGCCGCGUCCGCGCCCAGAACCUCACCCGCUGUCUGGAAAUCAACUUCGGCAUCGACGAGAACCUAGUCAGGGCCAAGAAGAGCUACCACAGACCUUCUGAUGUUUUCUACCCACGACACAUGCGACCGGAGCGACCUCCGCAUUUGCAUCCGGACGUCAUGCAUCCGGCCCUCCGCGAAAAAGGCCGCGUCAUACCGCCCACCCGCACCAUAGAAAAACAGGCCAAGCCCGGCCCUAUGCCGGGAAUGCGUCCGCCCAUGGGAGGAGCCCCUCACAUCGUUUCGCCUUCCCAAGGUUCCGGUGGCAUGGGCAUCUUAAUGCCGAUCUAUACAAUUGGCAUCGUCGUUUUCUUCCUCUACACAAUGAUGAAGAUCAUGUUCAAAAAGCCUGCAUCUGAAGAAGAAACCCUUCCUCGCAUCAAAGAUUUCCAUAUGGAUGCAGAGCAUCGCAAAUACCUUUUUGCAGAAGAGUAUUGUUCCGGAGUUCCAGGCGCAGUGUCGGAAAUGUCCGUCAAAGAAUAUGCCCUUCUGCAGGAACAGCAAAGACAAUUGUUGCUUCAAGAGCAGAGAAGGAGUCGCUCCAAAACCCCAGAAGUCUUCGCCAAAAAAGAUGAAGAAUUGGAACCGGUUUUGGAGCACGUGUGUCAAAAGACGGAAGUGAUUGCCGAAGAAAGCGUUAGCAAAUGCGAACCAGCUCAAGAGGAAUCGAUAGUAGAAGAGAUUGUAGAGGAGGUGAUCAUCCCGCGUAGCCCCAAAAUGGACACGGAUGGCAAACCGAUUGGUCAAUGGUACCUGCCACCAGGAUUUGCCAGCGGAUCGACUGCCAGCGACGAUGACAACGAGACGGGUUCGGAUGACAUUGAUCUCAACGACGCCGACGAAAGAUCACUCCGCCUGGCAUUUGCCGCACUCAAAGCCCAGAAGGAGGAAGAAGUGGAUCAACUGCGCCGCAGACUGGAGGAGACUGAACGAGCCAUGGAGCGUAUCUGUCGCCAGAUGGGUAACGUCACUGACAAACUUUCAACUACCGCCGUGGCCGAGCUACUCGCACCGCACCUGUCUGAUAAGACUAACGAAGAACUUGCGGAUGAAAACGAUCAAGAAUGCAGACCGUGCCAAUUGGAAGAACAAGUUAGUUUGAAUACUCCAGUGGAAGAAAGCAAAGAAUCCUCGGUACCCGAGCCGGUCAAGAUUGCUGUGCUUCAGAGCUCGCAAGAGAUCCAAGAUCCAGUUGAAGAGGAGUUUUGCCGAACGUCAACCGCUGAGAGUGAAUCAUUCCUCCGCUCGUUUGUACGCAGAUUACCAUCUGAAAGGCAGCCAAGUGAGAUGGAAGAAGAUGUUGUGACAGAGAACAUUCUGUCUGCAACUGCUGCACCUGUAGUUGAAACUGUUCAAGAGAAAACUGAAAUAGCAGUCGAAGAAAAGCCAAUAUCUGAAAUUGAAUGCGUCAAGGAAGAAACUAAAGCACAGGAAGAACAAACACAAGUUGAAAUUCAAGAAGUGGUUGAAGAGGUACUAAAAUGCGAAGUUGAAUCUGUUCGAGAGUCAGUGCAAAAAGAUGCAGUCGAAGAGAAAUCUACCCAGGAAGUCGAAUCUGUUGAGGACCAUCCUGUCAAGCAAGAGGUAGAAUCUGCACCUGAACCUAGUCAGCCAAACGAGGAAGAAUGGUGUUUGAAAGACAGCGAAAUAAAAGAAGAAUCACGAGAACCUGAAAUCACAGCUGUUGAAGAAGAGAUACAAGAAACAAUUGUAACACAAGCGGAAUCUGUAUCGGAGUCACCUGUCGUACAAGAGGAGGAAGUCAGCCAAUCUUAUGUCGAAGAACCGAAACCAUCGGAUCCAGAAAUCACGUCAGUAGAAGAACAGACAAACGAAGAGGGAUGCCAGUUACAAGUUGAAGAAACUGUUCAAGAAACGUUCGUAUCAAACGUGGAGUCUGUAGCGGAAUCAUCUGUUAUGCAAGAAGAAGACAUUAAACAAUCUUAUCCCGAAGAAACGAAACAAUCGGAGGCACACGUCACAUCUGUUGAAGAUCAGACAUCAGAAGAGGGAUGGUUGUUGAAUGACGAGCAAACUGUUGAAAAAACCAUUGCAUCACAAGGGGAGUCUGUCCUGGAGACACCUAUCAUGCAAGAAGAAGAGAUUAAACAAUCUUAUUUCGAAGAAACCAAACAAUCGGAGGCAAACGUCACAUCUGUUGAAGAUCAGACACAAGAAGAGGGAUGGCUUUUAAGUGAUGAGGAUAUGGUUGAAAAAACCAAUGCAUCACAAGUGGAGUCUGUACUGGAGUCACCUGUCACACAAGAAGAAUCUUUUGUCGAAGAAAUGAAACAACCAGAAACAGAACUUGCUCAGGAGCUUACUAAUUCUAAAGAGGAUGAGGACAGCCUGCUCACUACUGAAGCCAUUGAAGAAGUGCUGGAAACCAAGGAGUGCAUCCAAGAACUCCAGCCAGAGGACAGCCAAUUGAUGAAUGAGAACACCAUUGAAGAGAUGCCCACACCUGAAACUAAAUCCCACGUCGAAGUUGUUCACGAACAAAUGCAUAAGGAUCCUAUUCUGACUGAGGAAACUAUUGAAUCUGAACAGGUUGAUGACACGGAAAGCCAGUCACAGACAGAGCCGGUAGUCGAGAAGAAGACUACACCUGAACCAGAAUCCCAAGUCAAAGUCGUUGAAAGAAAAACAUCUGAUGAUGAACAUCCGGUCGCCUUUGAUGAAGAAGAGAUUCAAGACGGCGCAUACCAGUUGCAGUCUGAUAACACUAUCGAAGAACAGUCGACGUGUGAAGCUGAAUCUCAAGUUGAAUUAGUCCAUGAACAGACACAAGAGGAAUGUCCGUUGUUGACUGAAAAAACAGCCGAAGAGCAGUCUACAGUUGAAUUGAUUGAACAGCAGAUAGAAGAGCCGGAAUCCCAAUUGCCGACAGAGCUGAUGGUUUCGGAGGAGACUGUAACUGAUCUAGAAUCCCAAGUCGAAAUUGUUGACCAACAGUUGGCUGGCGAACAAGGUCAGUUGUCUACUGACAUUGCUAUCGAAGAGAAGACAUCUGAAAUUGAAUCUUCAACCGUCUUUGAUGAGGAAGAGGCACGUGAGGUUUGCCAGUUGCAGUCUGAGGUUAUGGAAGAAAAUUCGGCACUUGAUGCAGAAUCUCCAACGGAAUUGGUUCAGGAAGACAUACCAGAGGAAUGCCCAUCGUCCACUAGGAAAACUGUUGAAGAGCAGCUUACAUCUGAAGCCGAAUUACCAGUUGAAUUGGCUGAGGAACAGACUGCAGAGGAAGAAUGCCAGUCGUACACAAAGCUCAUUGUCGAAGAAAAUACUGUUUCUGAACCGGAAUCCCGAGUCGAAAACGACGAUGAACAGGUUGCUGAAGAAGAAUGUCAUUUACCAGCGGAGACUUCUGUCGAAGAGAAAACAUCUGAAACUCUAAUGGAUUCGGUACAAGAGAGUGCUGUUCAAGAGGAACCCACAACUGUUGCUGAAUCCCAGGUGGAAUUUGUUGAAGAGCCGGUCCACGACCAAGAAAACCAGGUGCAUAUCGAAGAAGCUGUUGAUGAGAAACAUAUUUCUGAAAUUGAAGCUCAAAUUGAGUGUCUUGAAGAGGAAAAUCAACCUGAAACUAAAGAAAAAAUUGAAGAAUUGCCACUAUCUGAAGUUGAAUCUGUUCAGGAGACAGUGGCCCACGAUGAAAAGGCUAUCCAAAUUGAAGAAGCAGUUGAGGAGCAAUUUACACCAGAAAUCAAAUCUUCCCUCGAACAAUCUUUCACAGAAGAAGUAGGCCAAACCCAAUCUUUCGAGGAAACUCCUCAAUCAGAACAGACACUUGUUCAGGAGCCCUCAGAAGACAGCAAAUCUGAAGAGGUUGAAAAAGUUAACGAAGCACCUGUAUCCAUUUCAGAAUCUGUUCAAGAAUACAUACAAGAUGAGAGUCGGGAGCAAAUUCAGCAAACUGUUGAAGAGUUGCAAAUGUCAACAGUUGAAUCUGUCCAGGAAGAGGAAAAACAGGAAGCCUGUCUCGCUGAAGAAAAAUUAGACACAAAACCUGAAAAUGAAUUUGAUCAGGAAAUGUCUGGUAAACAAGAAGAUGAUAAAUUGCAGUUAGAAGAAACAGAAACCAAUCAGGAGUUUACCAAUUCGGAAGAGGGAGAAAGCAGCUUGAUGGACGGUGAAACAAUCGAGGAAAUAUUAGAAUCCGACAUCGACUGUGGCCGAGAUCUAACAAUCGCAGAAGAUGAACAAACAAAUAUUGAAGAUAUUACUGAAGAUGGAUUGGAUGCCGAUACCGAUUUUGUUGCUGAAAUACCUGAUAUGCCGAAAGACGAAACUCCGAAUAAAUUUGAAGAAGAACUUAUUUUGCAAUCAACGGACGCAGUGCCACAGGAAAGCCAACCUAAAGUUGAAGAAAUUGCCAUUGCUACUCCUUGCAGUAAACUUAAGCAACAGGAAGCCAAUGCAACUAAUGUUCGUCAAGGAUCAGAGGAACGUAAAAUGACCGUAAACGUUUGUGGCAUGGAUGUUACAGCGUGCAUGGAAGACUGCGGAAAGAUGCCGACUGGUUUGCUGCCUAAAGUAACAGAAAAACACCACGUAGUUAAACACGAACCCCACGACGCGGACAGGGUCAUUUCCGUAUUUCUGGAUACAGCCAUCAGACCCGACAGCCAUCUAGUCGUCUCCGAGGCUGAAUGCUCCGCCGAAAUUGUUCCUCCAGAGCAGCUGGAUCUCGAUGAAAACGAGUACGAAACGAGUCCAGUUGUCUUGUCAGGAAAGAUGACGCUUUCUGUGAUCGGAAUGGAACUCAAUGCAGAAUCUCCUGAAAUUCAGGAAGAACCGCUUUACACCGUCGAGGAACCUGAUGCAGCUCCCCGUGUUCGAUUUUCCGAGCCGACUGACAGAGUCUUUUUGAUACCAGUCGAUCCAGAGGAAGAGUUGAUUCCAGAAGACUCAUACUCACGACAUGACGAAUUUAGAACAGAAGAAGAGGACGAGCAGAUUGAUAAUCCAUCCGUGGCGUAUCGGCCUCCUACACCCCCUCUUCAUCAUCUGGAUGAUAACGGUGAUGCAGAAUUUUUAACUUAUGAACAGCUAGAAGAAGUUGGUGAGGUGGAUGUCCCUGCUGACGAAAUUGAAAAAGAAUGUCACCAGGAAAUUCCAGUUCCGGAAACUACCGAAACUUUGACGGAAGAGACAACAGAAAUAUUAGACACUGUUCGUUCAGAAGAUUCAACUUUACUAGAGACCGAAUUACCUGUAGGAGUUGAUCAAUCGUUGAUAGACGCCGUGGAGUCACAAAUCAUUUCAGCCGAAGAAAAAGAAGCUUUAGAGGAAAGCAAACUUCACGUUCCAGACGUGUCUAAUUAUGUAGAGACCAUCGAAGCUAUUCCAGCCGUCGACGAACACGCUAGCAUUGGACAAAUGGUUGAAAAAAUCAGGGUAGCUAUGGAAGAAUCUUCUAAAACUGUGGAUGACGUGUCGUCGGUGGAAGAACCCACACAGCAAGACGAGACCAAAUGUACUGAAGACGAAACAGAUGUGUCAUCAAAAGAUGUUACCUUUGGUAAGGACGAAGAAUACGUCCCAACGCAGACUACUGAAUCUGGACGAUCCAUACAAAGUGCUCUUGAUGAAAUGGUGGAUUCUAUCAUCACAGAAUCCAUAGCAAAUUCCGUUGUCGAGUCUCUUCGCCGAGAAGAAUGUGAUACGUUGACUGAGAAUGUCAACACGAGUUCGGAAAAGCCAGAUGAUGUUACCGAAAUGCUAUCGGCCAGGACAGAUGAAGUGCCGGAUUCAGAAACCGAAAAAGCCCUCCUCGAUGCAGACCAUCAAAUCAUAUCUACAUCAGACUCGGCUGCAAAAGCAGAAAAUGAUUUCGAGCGAAAUCGCGAAGUGGAUGAAAUAGAACACGCCCUGGAACAGAUCGAAGUGAGCCUACACAAAGAGGAACAAUCAAGGCAAAGGACAGAUGAGGAGGAGAAAAAUGUACCCAACCAAACAGCGGUGGAUAGCGAAGAAUCGGAGCCAUCAAUUAGCGGCUUUAUCAUUCGUGAAGAUUUCCCGGAAGAAGACGAAACACAGCCCAUGACUGAAGAAGAGAUCCUGCAAGCUCGACAGGAAAUCGAAGAGAUCAAAAAACUAUUGGCUGAUGUUUCCUCUGGGGUAGUCCAUCAAUCAACAUCCCAAGUACCCACUGGAUCUUUGAACAUCGUCACAGAAUUGGCUUAUGCUAUGGCUGAAGAAGCUGCUUCAGCAGCUGCUGCAAGCAAAGGGUCAUCACCUGAUAUGGAUGAAUAUGAAGUCAUUCAGUCAACCAGGCCAGCAGAAUCAUCAGAAGCUUCACUCACAGGGGCAGGUGCCAUUGCAUCAGAAAAGUCUUCUUCCACAAACAACGACAGUUAAGACAUUAACAUUAAACACCAGGAGCAUUCAUCCGACAAAAGCCCGAGAUCGAACACCUCGAAUGAUAAUAUUUGGUCAAUUCCUCUUGUUACCUGUAAAAAAAAAGGCAAAGAUCAAUUUCAGAGAACUUUUAUUGUAGCUGUGCAGAUAUUUUUAGCUCCAGGUAGCUGAGAGGAAGGUGGUCAUCAAAAAUCCAAAUCAACUUCUUAUUUUCUCACAUACGCCUUAAUGUCUUGUUUGUAAUCGAGGCAGUUAUCCUGACGAGCUCUUCCCUUCGUACGAAACUGGUCUCCAUCUUCCCUUCAAAAACUUCCUUGUCUUGUGUUAUCCCACCGCAGUUGUUGUCCUGAUAUUUAAAAUGAUUCUGAGUAUUUACGUCUGCUUUUUGACUUCUUUUCUUCCUGUACGAGUUCGUCAGUAGAAAUUAGAUUUCUAUGGUGUGAGACAACCAAUACAAUCAAGGUGAAA